This is a messenger RNA of Myotis myotis, 378 nucleotides long. RefSeq names its product non-histone chromosomal protein HMG-17-like. Gene Ontology annotation, molecular function: nucleosomal DNA binding. Gene Ontology annotation, biological process: chromatin organization. The transcript has 2 exons. The record is from RefSeq and is a predicted model, not a curated record. Gene Ontology annotation, cellular component: chromatin; nucleus. NCBI's taxonomy places the organism in Eukaryota, Metazoa, Chordata, Mammalia, Chiroptera, Vespertilionidae. The coding region runs from base 1 to 378 and encodes 125 amino acids.
AUGGAGGCUGGGACCAUGUACUUUUCAGCAGAACCAGUACAUUGGUACUUUGUAAUAACCCCCAGACCUUGGCAUAAUCUCAGAAGCCCCGCCACCAUCGAUAUCAGGCCUAAGAGAAAGGCUAAAGGGGAUGCUAAAGGAGAUAAGGCCAAGGUAAAGGACGAACCACAGAGAAGAUCCACCAGGUUAUCAGCUAAACCUGCUCCUCCAAAGCCAGAGCCCAAGACUAAAAAGGAUUCUGGGAAGAAGGGAGAGAAAGUACCGAAAGGGAAAAAGGGGAAAGUUGAUGCUGGCAAGGAUGAGAAUAACCCUGCAGAAGAUGGAGAUGCCAAAACAGACCAGGCACAGAAAGCUGAAUGUGCUGGAGAUGCCAAGUGA